GUGUGGUGUGUCGACCACAGAGAGAGAGCGUUCACCGAGGAACCGGAGCAUUGAGUAUGAAAAACACGGUACUUGCUGUGGUCGCGGCUGCGGCUGUAGACGGGGCGUCCGCGUCCGGGGGGUUCUUUGGUCCGUUGGCUGGAGGCGGCGGCGCGAGCGGUGCUGUGGCACCCCGGGGGUCAGGCAAGGCAUCAUCUGAGCCGCCAUCAAGGAGCCGAUGGUUAGGAGCGAGAGGGGCGCGGGAGGGCAUGGUGGACAGCCUCUACGCGACGACGGUCCGAGGAGGGGCAUCAGCCGUUUCGGACUACGAUGCGGGAGUGGGCGGCAAGAAGAAAAAGAAGAAGAAAGGCAGCAGCAAGAAACAGGCGCCACCGGCCGACCCCGCCCCCGCGGACAAGAAGGCGAUCGCUAAGGCCGCCGCUGCGAAGAACAAGAAGGCCAACGAGAAGAAGGCAGCGGCCGCCGAAAAGAAGAAGAAGACGGCCUUGUCCUUGCCUGACGAUGACGAGGAGGAGAUCGACCUCGUGGCCAAGAUGGAGGCUGCCCGGCGGGCUAUGCCUAAUGCUUGUGUGGUGGAUGAUGCCGUGAGCACGGAGGUAGAGCAGACGGUCGUCAGCUUGAGCGCGGCCAAGAUGGACGAGCUCGGCAUCUUCAACGGGGACGCGGUUUUGCUGAAGGGCAAGAAGCGUAAGGACACCGUGUGUAUCGCUCUGGUGGAAGACGGCCUCGAGGACUCGUCCAUCCGCAUGUCCAAGGUGACCCGCAAGAACCUUCGUUUGAGGCUGGGGGACAUCGUGACGGUCCACGAGGCGCCGGAUGUCAAGUACGCCACGGUGGUCCACGUGCUGCCUUACGCGGAGGACCUGGAGGGGGUGACGGGGGAGACGUUCGAGACGUUCUUGCAGCCCUUCUUCGAGGGAGAGUUCAAGCCGCUUCGCAAGGGGGAUACCUUCCAGACGAAGGGCGCCAUGCGCACGGUAGAGUUCAAGGUGAUGGAUAUCGCCACGGCCACGGAGGAGGAGGCAGAAUACUGCUACGUCAACGAGGACACAGAGAUACUCUACGAGGGAGAAGCGCUCAAGCGCGACGAUGACGAAAGUCUCAACGAGAUCGGUUACGACGACAUCGGGGGCUGCAAACGCCAGCUGGCGCAGAUCCGGGAGCUGAUCGAGCUCCCCCUGAGGCAUCCUCAGCUCUUCAACGCCGUCGGCAUCCCGCCCCCAAGAGGCGUUCUCAUGUACGGCCCGCCUGGAUGCGGCAAGACUAUGAUCGCGAGAGCAGUGGCGUCGGAGACGGGGGCUUACUGCUUCACCAUCAACGGUCCGGAGAUCAUGAGCAAGCUCUCCGGGGAGUCGGAGACUAACUUGAGGAAGGCUUUCGAUGACGCGGAGGCUAACUCUCCCGCUAUCAUCUUCAUCGAUGAGAUCGACUCCAUUGCACCGCGGAGGGACAAGGCUGGCGGAGAGGUCGAGAAGCGAAUCGUCUCCCAGCUUCUCACCCUCAUGGAUGGCAUCAAGCCCACCUCCCACGUGGUAGUCAUCGCCGCGACCAACAGGCCCAACGUCAUCGAGCCGGCCCUGCGCCGCUUCGGCCGUUUCGACCGCGAGCUGGACAUCGGCAUCCCCGAUGAGGAGGGACGUCUGGAGGUGCUCAGGAUCAAGACGCGCACCAUGAAGCUCGACGACGACGUGGAUCUUAUCCAGAUCGCCAAGGACACCCACGGGUUUGUGGGGGCCGAUCUUUCCCAGCUGUGCAUGGAGGCCGCGCUCCGCUGCAUCCGGGAGCAGAUGCACACGAUCGACGUCGAUGCGGACAAGAUCCCUGUCGAGGUGCUGGAUGGUCUGGCCAUCACGAACGACCACUUCAAGUACGCGCUGCAGCACUGCAACCCUUCGGCACUGCGAGAGACCCUGGUCGAGGUGCCCAACGUGAGCUGGAAGGACGUGGGUGGCUUGGAGGACGUGAAGAGGGAGCUGCAGGAGACCGUGCAGUACCCUGUCGAGCACGCUGACAAGUUCAAGAAGUUCGGCAUGAGCGCUUCUAAGGGAACGCUGUUCUAUGGUCCCCCUGGUUGCGGUAAGACGCUGCUAGCCAAGGCCAUCGCCAACGAGUGCGGCGCCAACUUCAUCUCCGUCAAGGGCCCCGAGCUCUUGUCUAUGUGGUUCGGAGAGUCUGAGGCGAACGUGCGCGAGCUGUUUGACAAGGCUCGUGCGGCAGCCCCUUGCAUCCUCUUCUUCGACGAGAUGGACUCUAUUGCCAAGGCCCGUGGUGGCAGCGGCGGGGGGGGCAGCGAGGCGGCGGACCGCGUGAUCAACCAGAUCCUGACGGAAGUAGACGGUGUCGGCGCCCGGAAGGCCGUGUUCGUGAUCGGCGCAACCAACAGACCCGACAUCCUGGACAAUGCCAUCACCCGCCCUGGUCGUCUGGACCAGCUCAUCUACAUCCCUCUGCCCGACAUGGACAGCCGCAUCAGCAUCUUCCAAGCUAACCUUCGCAAGUCUCCUGUGGCGGAUGACGUGAGCAUGGAAAUGCUGGCGAGGGCAACCCAGGGAUACUCCGGUGCUGACAUCACGGAGAUCUGCCAGAGGGCAGCCAAGAACGCCAUUCGGGAAUGUGUGGCAGCGGAAAUCGAGCGCAUUAGUUUGAUCGAGUCUGGAGACAUCGACGAGGACGAUGCUGGCAGUGACCCCGUCCCCGCCAUCACCAAGGCGCAUUUCGAGGAGUCGAUGGCCCACUCUCGCAAGUCUGUCAGCGAGGAGGAGCUUGCCCGGUACGAGUCCUUCUCUACCAACAUGAAGUCUGACAGAGGGUUCGAAGAGUUCUCGUUCGAUGACAAGGAAGGAGGCAACGGCAACGACGGAGCCGACAACGAGGACGAUGUCGACGACUUGUACGGCUAAGGAUGACGUUGAUGUUGUUCCGCGCCGAAGAUGAGUCUUGCUGACGAUUCGGCGACUCUGAAGCUGAAGCCGAUCAACGGUUGAUUGGGUUUGGCGUCUCACUCGAAGGUCCGCCGGCGUGUCGGUUUGCGUGAGCGUGCUCGCUUUGAAGAUUCUUGGCGGUACCGCUUUCCGAUGAAUCUGGUAUGUCGGGUCAAACAAUCUACCAAGAGAUGCUUGCGAAGCGUCUGGCCACCUCAAGUCUACCAUAUUUCCGACCAAGCUUUGGUUGGAAAUAAUUGGAUCAUGGCAGGUCUCAUCAAUCAGUUUUGGUUUCCGACAUGGGUGAUAAAUGUUGGUUGGGAUUGCUGCGACAUGGCAUCGUCUUGGUAUGCGGCGAGAUUCUUGUUUUUUUUCCUGUUGGGGUAUGCUUUGGAUUCUCUGAACUAGACACUGGGUAUGUCAAGUAGAUUUUGGGCAGAAUCCUAAUGGAACGCGGCAGUUGCCAAGACAAUUGCGGUGUUGGUGACGAUGCCGAUGCUAUGAAGUGGCGCACGGUACCUGCUCUGAAAGAAAGGCGAAGGCUUGGUUUUGUGCACCACGGGCAAAUAAAGAAACACGAGUAAUACAUAUCGCUGGCGUUUCUCACGUGGUGCUUGUGGCGUGUUAUCACUGCCUCUGUGUUGCUGAGAGGUCCAGUCUUGUCUGGUCUUGCGAGUUUCCCCUCUCGCUUCCGUGUUAUUGGUUGAAGGUGGGUCUAGGUAGUUGGCGCAGGAGUCUGAAGGAGGAGCUCUACCGCACACGCUGGUUGUUGGUUCUUGUUGGGACCUAACCCUGACCAUAUCCGGUCAGAGGUGCGUUUGGUGUUGAGCCACGGGGGGGCAACGAUUGGUGCAAGGGUUUUCAGUUGGAGAUUGAUUCUAUCUGCAGGUUUGCUUUCUUUUAGCGUGUGCGUAUUGUCCUAUCGAGAGUGUGGUAUAACGGUAAGGUGGUAGAAGUAGAAACGUUUGUUAUCGACGAGAAAAAGCCAUCGAUCACUGUUGGAGCAGCGUGCGUUGAUGGCCUUUCGAAGCAGCGGCCGAU
Molecule: messenger RNA, 3962 nt
Organism: Ectocarpus sp. CCAP 1310/34
Lineage: Eukaryota; Phaeophyceae; Ectocarpales; Ectocarpaceae
Source: the annotation of a GenBank genome assembly